This is a messenger RNA of Cariama cristata (Red-legged seriema), 673 nucleotides long. Its product is annotated as N-acetyllactosaminide beta-1,6-N-acetylglucosaminyl-transferase, isoform A-like. The record is from RefSeq and is a predicted model, not a curated record. Gene Ontology annotation, cellular component: membrane. Gene Ontology annotation, biological process: transforming growth factor beta receptor signaling pathway. Lineage: Eukaryota; Metazoa; Chordata; Aves; Cariamiformes; Cariamidae. Gene Ontology annotation, molecular function: acetylglucosaminyltransferase activity.
AUGUACAUGUCCCGCAGCUGCUACAUCACCCGCACCCUCUCAGCCAAUCUUCUCCAUUGCUCAUGUCAUGAGUACAAGGAUUUUGAGACCUUUGAGAGGCUCUUCAGGGCGGUGUACAUGCCCCAAAAUGCCUACUGUAUCCAUGUGGAUGCCAAGGCACCGGCCCCCUUUCAGCAGGCGGUGCGGCAUCUGCUAGGCUGCUUCCUCAACACCUUCCUUGCCUCCCAGGCAGAGCGGGUGGUCUAUGGUGGUGCCUCCUGUCUGCGGGCUGAGCUCCACUGCAUGAGAGACCUGCUGGCCUUGGCCGUGCCCUGGUGUUACCUGCUCAACACCUGUGGCCAGGACUUCCCCUUGAAGACCAACCAGGAGAUUGUCCAGCUGCUGAAGGGCCUCACGGGGAAGAACAUCACCUUCGGGGUGCUGCCACCCCGCCAAGUCACCACCUGCACCAAAUAUGUGCACAGGAAGGGGGUCGGGCACAGCACCUCCGGGCUGGUCACCCCCGAGCUAUGCAAGGUGUCCCCACCCCACAAUAUCACCCUCUACUUCUGUUCCACACACGUGGCCAUCACCUGGCCCUUCAUGGAGCUUGUGCCCAUUGAUCUGCUGGCGUGGUCUGAGGACACCUACAGCCUCAAUGCGCAUUUUUGGGUGACACUCAACAGGAUCCCAG